AACGCCAAAAGCACAUAAACGAAGGAGAGUAGAGUCUGGCCAGGCUAACAUCACGUCACCACGUCCACUUCUCCCAUUUUCGCGCACACACAGAAACGACGAACGAACGAACCACAAUGUGUACGGUUGAGAAGCGAGGCAACCUCUUCUUCCUAAACCUUACCGGCGACGACGACCACCGCCUCAGCCCCGCCGUCAUCUCCUCCCUCCUCUCCUCCCUCUCCCAAAUCAAGUCCCAAGCCACCCGCGGCUCCGCCCUCAUCACCACUGCCGAUGGCUCCAAAUUCUUUUCCAACGGCUUCGACCUCGCAUGGGCCCAAUCCGCCGGCUCCCCAUCCGCUGCCAUCGACCGCCUCAAGGACAUGGUCGCCGCCUUGAAGCCGGUAAUCGCCGCCCUCAUCUCUCUCCCGAUGCCCACCAUCGCCUGCCUCCCCGGCCACGCCGCCGCCGGCGGAUUCCUUCUCGCGCUCAGCCACGACUACAUCGUCAUGAGGAAGGACCGGGGAGUCCUGUACAUGAGCGAGGUCGAUCUAGGGCUCCGCUUGCCGGACUACUUCGCGGCGGUGUUGAGAGCGAAGAUCGGAUCGGCGGCGGUCCGGCGGGAAGUGGCGCUGAUCGGGAGGAAGAUCGGGGGAGAGGAAGCGGUGAGGAUGGGGAUCGCCGAGUCGGCGCACGAUAGCAAGGAGAGUGCGGCGGAGGCUGCCGUGCGCCUGGGGGAGCAGCUGGCCAAGAGGAAGUGGAACGGUGAGGUUUUCGCGGAAAUCAGGAAAAGCAUGUUCCCGGAGCUUUUGGGCGUCCUCGGAAUCGCUGCAAAAGAGAUUCCCCCAAACCUUUGAGUGGGAAAUUGGAAAAUCGA
This is a messenger RNA of Morus notabilis, 856 nucleotides long. Its product is annotated as enoyl-CoA delta isomerase 2, peroxisomal-like. Bases 117 to 836 code for a protein of 239 amino acids. The transcript has a single exon. Gene Ontology annotation, biological process: fatty acid beta-oxidation. The record is from RefSeq and is a predicted model, not a curated record. Lineage: Eukaryota; Viridiplantae; Streptophyta; Magnoliopsida; Rosales; Moraceae. Gene Ontology annotation, molecular function: delta(3)-delta(2)-enoyl-CoA isomerase activity; enoyl-CoA hydratase activity. Gene Ontology annotation, cellular component: peroxisome.